AUGGCGAAACUCUUCGAAAAAUACUUUGAAAGUUUAUGUAAUUCUGACAGUAAAAUAUGGUGGAUGUCAGUUAUGUUUUGGGAAUGUAUUAAAUGGAAAGGUGAAGGCAUUCAUAAGUUCAGGAUUGACAAACUAGAUGUACGUGUAUACUGGCCUGCUAAAGCAUUGGCCGAGAUCAGUGAUCGGAAAUAUCCAAUUAAUUAUGAUCACAUUCAUGGAUAA
Ambispora leptoticha is the source of this 222-nucleotide messenger RNA. The record is from the annotation of a GenBank genome assembly. NCBI's taxonomy places the organism in Eukaryota, Fungi, Glomeromycota, Glomeromycetes, Archaeosporales, Ambisporaceae.